This is a messenger RNA of Brassica oleracea var. oleracea, 1501 nucleotides long. RefSeq names its product glucan endo-1,3-beta-glucosidase-like. Gene Ontology annotation, molecular function: hydrolase activity, hydrolyzing O-glycosyl compounds. Gene Ontology annotation, biological process: carbohydrate metabolic process. The record is from RefSeq and is a predicted model, not a curated record. The coding region runs from base 88 to 1440 and encodes 450 amino acids. NCBI's taxonomy places the organism in Eukaryota, Viridiplantae, Streptophyta, Magnoliopsida, Brassicales, Brassicaceae. The transcript is spliced from 2 exons. Gene Ontology annotation, cellular component: plasma membrane.
CCAUAAAAUGGAGAUUGAACAUUAAUAUAAAUACCUACAUAUCCUUAGCCUAUUGUUAUCAUCCAAGUUCAUCCCUCUGAACAAGCUAUGGCGACAACACCACAUUUUUUAACUCUCCCUUCCCUCCUCCUAGCCUCGGUCGUGAUAUUCCUACUCUCAUCAAAGACAUCUGCCAUAGGUAUUAACUAUGGUACACAGGGGAACCUUCCACCGCCGCAGCAAGUGGUGGACUUCAUCAAAACAAAAACCAUUAUCGACAGUGUCAAGAUCUAUGAUGCGAAUCCUGACAUCCUCCGAGCCCUAUCAGGGACUGGAAUAGACGUCACCAUUAUGGUCCCUAAUGGUAACAUUCCAGCGUUGGCCAACGUUGAAAAUGCUCGUCAAUGGGUCGGUGCCAAUGUCUUGCCAUUUCACCAACAAACUAAGAUCAAAUACAUCUGUGUUGGGAAUGAGAUUCUUCUUACAAAAGACAAUAACUUGAUCUCAAAUCUAAUUCCGGCAAUGCAAAGUCUUCACGAAGCUUUGAAAGUUUCCGGUCUACCAGAUAUGAAGGUGACCACUCCACAUGCGUUUACGGUAGUCUAUAACCAAAAUGCACCAAGCGAGAGCAGAUUUAAUGACGAGCAAAAAGACAUUUUUGCUAAGAUCUUGGAGUUCAAUCGUCAGGCCAAAUCCCCAUUCAUGAUCAGCGCUUACCCUUAUUUUAUGGUGGACCCGAACAAUGUCAAUUACGCUAUAUUUGGUCCGUCAAAUGCUAUAACGGAUACUAAAACGGGAAAAACCUAUAACAACAUGUUCGAUGCAGUCAUGGAUGCAACUUAUUCAGCUAUGAAUGCUCUCGGCUAUGGCGAUGUAGAUAUUGCAGUAGGAGAAACCGGUUGGCCUAGCGCUUGCGACGCUGCAUGGUGCACGCCUCAAAACGCAGCAAACUACAACAUUAACAUCAUCAAGCGUUCACAAAAUAUAGGGACACCUCUUAUGCCUAAUCGCCACGUCGAUAUCUACUUAUUCGCAUUGUUCAAUGAGGAUGGUAAACCCGGUCCAACCUCUGAGAAAAAUUGGGGGCUAUUCAAACCAGAUUUUUCUCCGGUUUAUGAUGUUGGGGUCUUACGAGGUGGUGAUACAGGUCCACCGCCAAGUAGUAGUGAAAAAUGGUGCGUGGCGAAACAAGAAGCGACAAACGAACAACUACAAGCGAAUAUUGACUGGGUGUGUAGCCAAGGUAUUGAUUGUAAGAACAUCUCACCUGAUGGCAUAUGUUUUGACAACAACAACAUGAAGGCACGAUCGUCGUUCGUCAUGAACGUUUAUUACCAAAGCAAAGGUGGCUCGGAAGAGGCUUGUAAUUUCAGCGGUAGUGGUGUCGUCACUACUACCAAUCCAAGCACUAGCUCAUGCGUCAUGCAAAACGUGGAAGGCGGAUCCGUACAUGGAACUUAAUCAGUACCGUGAUUAGAACCUUUGCAGCUGUACUCAAUAAAAAAAUGUAAUGAAUUGUAUU